AUGACAGAUGAGAUUGUUCGAUUAUAAACUAUUGAAUUCGAAUAAGAAAUCGAGAAGAGAUUUUCCAAGAGUCGUCAAAAUCACUUUUACGUUUUUGAAAGAGAAGGUUGUGAUGCUUCUGAUGAUGAUUCACUUGAUUCUCUUAAAAAUAUUGGAGUCUAUAAUUUAUGCAAACCCCUUCGAAACAAAUUAAUUGAAACUGAAAGAACAAUCCCUAAAUCCAGCAAGACUUUACUAAUACAACUGUUAAAGCCCAAAAAACAACCAUAGUUUAAUGAAAAUAAGUCCAACAACACAUCCUUAUAUAAAUCAAGAUCAUAAAGCAAGAAUGCAACUACACGACUUCGCACUGAAGGUUCUGUCUUGAGAGAAUCCAAAAAUGUAACCCUCAUUUCUCCUAAAAUACCUAAAAGUCCCAAUUACAUUCAAAUCGACAACCUCAUCAAAUCUACUAAGAAUCAAAAUAUUUAUAAAAUCAACAACUAUUCCUUUGUUAUAUGA
Molecule: messenger RNA, 501 nt
Organism: Paramecium tetraurelia
Lineage: Eukaryota; Ciliophora; Oligohymenophorea; Peniculida; Parameciidae
Exons: 2
Source: RefSeq, a predicted model, not a curated record